UCCCCUUGCGAUUAUAAUUUCCAUGACUUGUGUCACAGUCUUGUACGUGCUUGCCAACAUUGCUUACUUCACCGUGCUCAACAGUGAUGAAGUAUUAGUUUCCAACGCAGUUGCUUUAGAUCUUGGUCAACGUGUGAUUGGAGACUGGUCUUUGAUUCUAAAUGCAAUUGUAGCCAUCUCGAUAGCAGGAGCACUAAAUGGAUCAACAAUCACUUUUACAAGAGAGUUUUUGGUGGCAUCACGAGAGGGACACAUCCCCGAGAUUGUUUCAAUGGUUCACAUUGAUCGGAAAACUCCCGUUCCGGCCAUCAUCGCUCUGAUUCCAAUGAGUUUAAUAAUGAUGAUCAGCGGCGAUGUCAGUAAUCUUGUUAACUUUGUUGGUUUUACCGCCUGGCUAUUCAUUGCUUUAACCUGUGCAAUUAUCCCGUAUUACCGGUGGAAAUAUCCAGAACUUGAGCGUCCGUUUAAGGUUCCUCUGGUGAUACCAAUCAUCUUCGUAUGCUGUGCAUUGUUCCUGGUUGGUAUGUCAAUCUACAGCAGUCCUGUAGAUUGUGGAAUAGGUUUAGCCAUUACUCUUCUCGGGAUACCAGUCUACUAUGUGGGCGUGGCUUGGAAAAAUAAACCUAAAUGGUUCAUCAAUGGAAUGGAUAAAUUGACAGUAUUCUUGCAGCAGGUCUUACUCGUUGUUCCACAGCAAUCCGAGCAAGUUGAAUGAUAUAUCAUAAAUCAAGGAUAAAAAAGUCGAUGUUAUUGCCGAAAUGAGUACGAAGGUGAAUGAAUCCGUGUACCAAAACGCUGCUGAACACAAUUGUUCAAGACGGCGUUCUCACUGGCGAUGACGAAAAUCCAUUUCUCGUAAAAAAAAGGUUCAUAGCAUAGGCAUUUUCUCCCAAGGUUAAUGACAGAAUGUGGUUUGAGAUUAUUAAAUGUGAUUUUUUCAUAACCUUCAAUCCGCUAAGAAGUCUACUUUGUCUACGACAUGAACAGAACAUCACUCCGAAAUCCCUUUACGGCCCUCAGCCGAAACGAAUAAAAUCAGGUUUUCAGUGGGUUUUCUUUUUAACAUAAGCCUAUGAAAAUACUCAGAAAGUUAACAAGUGCACAUAGAGUUACAAAGAAUGCUUCCCGGGAAAUACUUGUAUCAUUUUCAUUGGACAAAAGAGCACUAUUGAUUAAAUGCAUUCCAUGCUCUG
Messenger RNA from Lytechinus variegatus (green sea urchin), 1193 nucleotides. RefSeq names its product cystine/glutamate transporter-like. Gene Ontology annotation, biological process: amino acid transmembrane transport. The transcript is spliced from 6 exons. Gene Ontology annotation, cellular component: membrane. The record is from RefSeq and is a predicted model, not a curated record. The coding region runs from base 23 to 715 and encodes 230 amino acids. Gene Ontology annotation, molecular function: L-amino acid transmembrane transporter activity. Lineage: Eukaryota; Metazoa; Echinodermata; Echinoidea; Temnopleuroida; Toxopneustidae.